AAAAUUUUUCGAGAAACAAGUGAUACAAAAGGUCGUUUAUUACACUGUAGGUUGAUAUAAUAAAUCGAUACUCUAAAAAAAAAGAAUCGAUUGAAACGUUUGUAACGAUCGUUAUACUUGUGAUAAUACUUGUUUUAGUAUUAAUAAAAUAACUUUUUUUAUAAAAUAAAUAAUAAAUAAAUGGAAGUUUUUAUAUUAUAAUUGAAUUAAAAGCGUAAAAUGUUUAAAAUAUGUAUAAAAUGUUGUUUCGAUACAAUGACAUUUGUUUGAACAAAUUAGAAUGUUACAAAUGUUUAAAUUCAAUAAAUUUGAUAUCUAAAUUGUUUAAAAAUUAUCAAAAAACAUCCAAACAUAAUUAUUGCUUUUGAAAACCAUUUGUUUUGUCGACUGCUAUGAUGUUAUCGACUCUCGUUUCUACUCACCUCUAUGAAUUUUUACAUGGUUAAGUUUACUCAGUCGUCAGUUGCAACAGGAACGGUAUCCAAACAAACGCUCCAAUAAUCAUAACCAAGGUAACGCUAGAAAAACUCUACCAGGAAACCCAUAAAUUAAUCAAUUUAAUCCAAUUUUUUCAUGAAGAAUAUCAAUCUGCUAGCCACCAAUUAUGUUUAGUAACAAAUCUUUUGAAACAAUCAGUUUUACAUCAGCUGUCACAACAGAAGCAUCUUCUACAUCUGAAAGAGUGCAAACAGAUGAGGUCAACUUUAAGGAUGUGAACGUUCAAACAUUGGAGCACAAAGAUGCUCAGACCCAGAUUAGUUCAGAUGAAAUGGAGAAACCUGCAAUAGAUUAUGAUAAGUUAGCAGCAUUUCUCAGAAGGGUCACACCAGGUGUAUUGGAGUCAUUGGAUGAGAUUUAUGACAACAAUGCGAUUGACGAGUAUGAAUCUGUAGUUCAUAAAGAUUCAGUACCACCUGUUAAGCAGCUGACCAGAUUUUCAACAAUAGAACAGUCAGAAACUAAAAGUCAGAAAAAAAUAAGUGCAUUGAAAUGGAGUAAGAAUGGAGGAACAUUUGCAGUUGCUUACAGUGCAUACAUCCAUGAAACUUGGUGUAAUCAUCAAUCACUCAUCGAAUUCUAUGAAUUUACGAGGCAUGAUAAAAUAUUAGAAAAGCCUAUUAAAAGCUAUGAGACGAAUGCAUGUGUUACGUGUUUAGCUUAUCAUCCCGUUGAACCUUCAAUAUUAGCAGCAGGACUGUACAGUGGUGAUGUUGUCUAUUGGAAUCUUAUUGAAAGUGAUAUAACUCCUGUCCAAGUUUGUACUCAUGGAGAUGUCGUCACAUCAGUAACUUGGAGACCAAAAACUAUGAGGGAACCUCCUUUAUUGAUAUCUUCUAGUUCUGAUGGUUAUAUUCUCUUUCACAGGAUGAUUGAAAAUUAUACUGAUUCAACACUCGAUAAAAGGUUUAAAAUAGUUAAGGAAUAUAAUCCAGCAGAAAACAGUCGUCCACCAAGUGCUGGAGGACGUCAAGAACGAGCAACAGAACCUGGAUUAUAUAUUACAUGCUUGGAACUUUGUUUAAAAAGUUUUGAAAAUUUUAUCGUUGGUACUUUGUGUGGAGGCUUAUAUAAAUGCAGUAUCAAUGCUACCUCACCAAUACAAGGCGAUAAAACACUUAUUGAUCCAGUAAUUUUUGAAUAUGAAAGAUGUGAUGGAAGUAUUACUUGUAUUAAAAGUUCAUUAACAUUAGAUCUAUUUGUUACGAGUAAUACUUAUAGAGAAAUACAUAUUUAUAAGUUAAAUGAGGCGUCUCAUAUUCAUAUUAUUCCAAUGGAAUACAUGAUAGUUGGAUUGAAAUGGUACAUAGAAACACAAGACUUAAUUUUAGCAUAUGGAGCUAAUUCAACUAUAAAAUUCUUUCAUGCUUCAAGUGGUAUUGUUUAUCCUGACUUAAAAAUACAAUCACAAAGCAGUGAAAUCAAUAACGUGGAUCUUAUAUUAAAAAGAGACGCAAUUGUUCUAUCUGACAUACAUAGCAAUAUAGAAGUAUGGAAAAUACCAAAGGAAGUGUGCUUAUCAGUCUAAAAACUUUAAUGCUACAAGUAUUUCAAUCACAUCAACUAAAAAGACUUAUUUUCUAUUUUCUUGGAAUAUUAUAAAAAUCAUUGAAAAUAAAAUUUGUAUAAAUAGAUAACAAAA
Molecule: messenger RNA, 2140 nt
Organism: Chelonus insularis
Lineage: Eukaryota; Metazoa; Arthropoda; Insecta; Hymenoptera; Braconidae
Product: WD repeat-containing protein 34-like
Exons: 9
Coding region: 605-2026 (473 amino acids)
Biological process (GO): intraciliary transport
Cellular component (GO): ciliary plasm; cytoplasmic dynein complex
Molecular function (GO): dynein light chain binding; dynein heavy chain binding
Source: RefSeq, a predicted model, not a curated record